Alosa alosa (allis shad) is the source of this 1658-nucleotide messenger RNA. Its product is annotated as G-protein coupled estrogen receptor 1-like. The record is from RefSeq and is a predicted model, not a curated record. Gene Ontology annotation, biological process: cellular response to estradiol stimulus; G protein-coupled receptor signaling pathway. The coding region runs from base 516 to 1658 and encodes 380 amino acids. NCBI's taxonomy places the organism in Eukaryota, Metazoa, Chordata, Actinopteri, Clupeiformes, Clupeidae. The transcript has 3 exons. Gene Ontology annotation, cellular component: membrane. Gene Ontology annotation, molecular function: G protein-coupled receptor activity; nuclear estrogen receptor activity.
GUCUGCAUUCUCCCUCUAGUUUGUUCUACACUAUAUCCUCUACAUUGAACCACAUAUGGAAAACCACUGGUCUUCAGACAAAGAGAACCAGUGGGAGAAAAACAGGUGAGAGGGGCAGAAGUAGGGGAGGGAGGUGGAGUCAGUAACGGUGGGUGACGAGCAGAUCCUCAGAAGAGCACAUGACAGACAGGUACACCAGGAGUGGGUUAUCUAGGGAUAAAAUACAGAGCAACCGAGAGAAAUAUGAGGGAAAAUGGAAGACUAUAACGCUUGGAUAUAAAUGGUUGGCUAUACCUGCUAGAAGUUGGAGACAGUGAAGGCAAUAAGGACACAUACAUAGAGGCCCAACAAAGUGUGUGUGUGUGUGUGAGGGGCAUCCAUCCAAGCUGAGAAGAGGUGUACUAACAGACAGAAGAGUGCAAGUACAAGUACAAACACACACUUGCUGAGGGGUGGACAAAGUAAAUAUACUAAGCCACCAUGUGACAUCAGAGGCAAAUGCUACUCGAUGGGGAAUGGAGCUUCCAACAACACCCCCUCCAAACAACUCCGAGCUAUACUUGUCGCUCGGCAACCACACGGCAGCAGUGACAACCGACCCGCUCUCGCAGAAUGCCUUCUUGGCAAGCCUGCUCCUCUCAUGCCUCUACACGAUCUUACUGUUCCCGCUCGGCCUUCUGGGUAACCUCUUGAUCCUGCUGGUGAACCUUGACCCCUGCUCGCGCAUGACCACGCCUGACCUGUACUUCACCAAUCUGGCACUGGCGGACCUGGUGCUGGUGCUCGACUCGCUCAUCGAGGUGUUCAACGUCAACGCCCAUUACUAUGACAACGCCCUGCUCUGCACCUGCAUGGCUCUGUUUCUGCAGGUGAACAUGUACAGCAGUGUGUUCUCUCUGACAUGGAUGAGCCUGGACCGCUGCAUGGCCCUGACGCGCCUCUCAGACCGUGCGCUCUUCGCCAGUGCCAGCCUACGGCGUGCGCGCCUCGCCUGUGCCACCAUCUGGGUGGCAGCGAUUCUGCUCACCCUGAUCCCGUUUGGCGUGGCGCACGCUCGUCAUGGCUGGGGCCAGGGCUUCUGCUUUGCGGGCAUGGCCGAGGUCCAGUGGCUCGAGGUGACCGUUGGCUUCCUGCUGCCCUUCUGCAUCAUCUGCGCGUGCUACACGCUGAUCGGCCGGGCGCUCAUGAAUGCCCGGCCAUUGGGCGUGCAGGGGCACGGGCGGCUGAAGGCCCUGCGGAUGAUCGUGGCCGUGGUGACCGUGUUCUUCGUCUGCUGGCUGCCCGAGAACGUCUUCAUUGGCGUGCACCUGCUGCGCGGCGCCACCGGGCCGUCGCGUCGCCGCGGCAACAGCUCACUGUGGCAACAGUACCCACUCACCGGUCACCUGGUGACUCUGGCCGCCUGCACAAACUCCUGCCUGAACCCACUGCUCUACAGCCUCAUCGGCGGGACGUUCAUUCGCAAACUGCGCCUGUUCAUCAAGCACCGCGCGCGGUGCUCCCACACCCCCGGUCAUGCGCACGGUGAUCAUCACGCCUGUCCACACCAACACCAUGAGGAGUUUGGCCACAGUAAUGCGCAGGAGGCCGCGCCAGAGCGAGAGUGUGUGUGUGCGAGGCAGCCAGAGAGCAGUUCAGACUACAACGGGUGUGGGUGA